UGGGCUGCGUUCAAGUCUAACUCUAGUCUAAACCAAAGUUUUCUCCAGUUCUGAUUUUGAAUAUUAAAAAAAAAAAAAAAGCGAACAAAAAAUGGUCUGCCCGCUUAAUAAGGGAAUCGGUUCUAACUUUUUUAAGUUCAAACCGCAACCAUCCGGUGAAAAAGCCAAAAUUACUAAAGUUUCAUCAUCGUUCACUAGUUGACCAGGCUAAUUACUGAAUUGAAGAGCAAAAGAUGGCAGAACUGAGCCUUGGUAUACUUAUAGAUAUUGUUGAUGAGGAAUGGAUGAGAGAUACUCUGCCUGAUGAUGAUAUUUCACUGCCACCUGUAAUGGUUGCUCGAACUGAUGAUACUGAAGACUCAAAUCAGGAGACUCAACAAGUGGAUGGAAACACCUGGCAUGAUCUUGAAUUAAAUACUCAAUGAGGGUCUUGGAUGCUGGCAGUGCUUGGUACCUUCAUAUGAAAAUUUUACUUCAAGAAUUAAUGCUCUCUGUGUGUGUUAAUAUGUUGUAGAACCGAGAUACCAUUGGAUUGUGUAAGAAGUUUGCACAUUGUAGAUUUCAAUAAUUGGUUUAGGCUUUUGGAUGUUAA
This is a messenger RNA of Durio zibethinus, 592 nucleotides long. RefSeq names its product anaphase-promoting complex subunit 13-like. The record is from RefSeq and is a predicted model, not a curated record. NCBI's taxonomy places the organism in Eukaryota, Viridiplantae, Streptophyta, Magnoliopsida, Malvales, Malvaceae. Gene Ontology annotation, cellular component: anaphase-promoting complex. Gene Ontology annotation, biological process: protein K11-linked ubiquitination.